UGGCCGAUCCCGGGGAAAUAGGACUGGACCAGCCCGUGGGCCGCCACAUUUUUUUAGUGUUCGUAAUUUUUUACAUAAUGAAGCCCUGGUAAGAAAACAUACCCAAAACCCCCUUCUCUCUCUUUCUAUGGCUCUGUGCGCAACUAUGGAGGCGGCGAACAUUUCGAAUUCGUGCAUUUCCACCUUCCUACCUUCUCAAUCCUCUCUCUUCUUUCUCUCUCAACCUUCAGUCCUUUCUUUAAAGAAUCAUCGUUUCAAGCACACUGUAAUUCUCGCUUCCAGAAAUGGUGAUUCUGUGGUUACUUUACUGGACUAUGGUGCUGGCAAUGUUAGAAGUGUUCGGAAUGCAAUCCGUUCUUUGGGAUUCGAAAUCAAAGACGUACAACAACCAGAAGACAUACUUGAAGCAGAUCGCCUCAUCUUUCCCGGUGUUGGGGCUUUUGCCGCUGCAAUGGAUGUGCUUACUGAGAGACGGAUGGCUGAACCACUCUGUACCUAUAUAAAGAACAACCGCCCUUUUCUUGGCAUUUGUCUUGGGCUGCAACUACUUUUUGAGUCUAGCGAGGAGAAUGGGCCAGUGAAAGGAUUAGGCAUUAUACCUGGUGUGGUUGGGCGUUUUGACUCGUCAAAUGGGCUCAGAGUACCCCAUAUAGGUUGGAAUGCUGUGCAAACCACUCAGGACUCAGAAAUUUUGGAAGAUAUUGGAGGGAGGCAUGUUUAUUUUGUUCACUCCUACCGUGCAAUGCCUUCGGAUGCCAACAAGGAAUGGAUCUCAUCAACUUGCACUUAUGGUGAUGAUUUUAUAGCUUCUAUUAGAAAGGGUAACGUGCAUGCAGUCCAGUUUCACCCAGAGAAGAGUGGUGAUGUCGGGCUUUCCAUAUUGAGAAGGUUCUUGGGUACAAAUACGUCUUAUGUAGGAGAGAAGCAGACUGAACAGAAAGCAUCAAAGCUUGCGAAGAGAGUAAUUGCUUGCCUUGAUGUACGAACAAAUGAUAGAGGAGACCUUGUUGUCACUAAAGGAGAUCAGUACGAUGUGAGAGAUCACACGAAGGAGCAUGAGGUGAGGAACCUUGGCAAGCCUGUUCAGCUGGCAGGGCAAUAUUAUGUGGAUGGUGCUGAUGAGGUCACUUUUCUUAACAUAACAGGCUUCCGUGACUUCCCUCUUGCUGAUUUGCCAAUGUUGAAGGUCUUACGUUAUACGUCUGAAAAUGUCUUUGUUCCACUAACGGUAGGUGGAGGUAUAAGGGACUUCACAGAUGCAAAUGGGAGGCAUUAUUCGAGUCUUGAAGUUGCAUCAGAAUAUUUCCGGUCCGGAGCAGAUAAGAUAUCCAUCGGAAGUGAUGCUGUUUAUACAGCUGAAGAAUACCGAAGAACGGGUGUAAAAAGUGGGAAAAGUAGCUUAGAACAGAUUUCUCGUGUUUAUGGAAACCAGGCUGUGGUCGUAAGUAUAGAUCCACGCAGAGUAUACCUAAAGAGUCCCAAUGAUGUCGAGUUCAAGACAAUCAGGGUGAUGAGUCCAGGCCCUAACGAAGAAGAAUAUGCAUGGUACCAAUGCACGGUCAAUGGUGGUAGGGAGGGCCGACCCAUUGGAGCAUAUGAGCUUGCAAAAGCUGUUGAAGAGCUGGGGGCAGGAGAAAUAUUGCUCAAUUGUAUAGAUUGUGAUGGUCAAGGACAUGGGUUUGAUACAGAUUUGAUCAAGCUGAUUUCAGAUGCAGUUAGUAUUCCUGUCAUUGCAAGCAGUGGGGCUGGUGCAGUUGAACACUUCUCAGAGGUCUUUCAGAAAACAAAUGCUUCAGCUGCUCUUGCUGCUGGCAUAUUUCACCGGAAGGAGGUUCCGAUUACAUCAGUUAAGAAGCAUUUGCUGGAUAGAGGUAUCGAAGUCAGAUUAUGAUGUUUCUUGAUAUAUUUAUCGAACUUGCAAAAGUAGCAGCUUCUUGACACAGAGUCUUUUUGCUUGUAAAAUGCGUAUAAACCAUUGAAUGGAUUGUUCGGAUGCUUACACUGUGUUGCGGGGAGAUCCCAGCUAUCAAAUUUUGAUGCUAAGUUGGUCGCCCUGAGUUUAAUUUGAACUAAUUUUGUGUUGAUAUUUGGAUGGAAAUUAUCUUCUUGAUGCUUU
This is a messenger RNA of Amborella trichopoda, 2116 nucleotides long. It is a transcript of the gene AT-HF, whose product is annotated as HIS HF. Lineage: Eukaryota; Viridiplantae; Streptophyta; Magnoliopsida; Amborellales; Amborellaceae. Gene Ontology annotation, molecular function: imidazoleglycerol-phosphate synthase activity; glutaminase activity. Gene Ontology annotation, biological process: L-histidine biosynthetic process. The record is from RefSeq and is a predicted model, not a curated record.